This is a messenger RNA of Strongylus vulgaris, 345 nucleotides long. The record is from the annotation of a GenBank genome assembly. Lineage: Eukaryota; Metazoa; Nematoda; Chromadorea; Rhabditida; Strongylidae.
AUGCGGCUGAUGGGCUGCGUUUCUGGCGCUGGCGCGGACGCGGAAGGCCGCGAGGCGCGGAAAGUCAACAAGCAGAUCGAGGAGCAGCUCGCCAAGGACAAGCAGGUCAUGCGCGCCACACACAGGCUUCUGCUUUUGGGCGCUGGUGAGAGCGGUAAGAGCACAAUCGUGAAACAGAUGCGAAUAUUGCACAUAAACGGUUUCAACGAGGCAGAGAAAAUGGAGAAGAUCAAAGACAUCCGGCGAAAUAUACGUGACGCUAUGCAGGUUCGUGAGUGCUUCGAUUCCUGCUGCAAGCUGCCACCGCUGGCCGUUUGCCGUGUAGCAAUUAGUGCUUGUAUUUGA